GGCUGUCACAAUAGAAGAUCAUUUCCGCAACAUGGACAUAGCAUUAGUGGAUCGACUCACAAAGGAGAAAUUCUGGAAUCUACUAAAAUCCCUUAAACUGGAGACAGGGAUCGAAGCAGGACAAGAAGCGCUAUUCUCCAAUUUUCACAAACUUCAGUUGGAUAGAGAUUUUGUUGGGACUUUAUCUGAGGAAUUCUCUAUCCAAAGGAGAUAUAUUCAAAUCCUACUUCGUGAGAUUUUGAAAUUCUCAAUGGUGGUAACACAACAGCUUUGAGCCAAGGAGGAGAACCAUAGCAAAGAGGCCAUGAGCAAUGGGGACAAGAAAGUGUUGUAUUACAUCACAGGAUAUCUUCUGAGAACAAUCAAAACUAUGAAGAUAAAGGACUAUGACCGUGACAAUAUCCUUGCAUUGGCAAAGACUGCAACCAUGACGACAGGCACAGCAUCAUCGUGGACCACAGCUCUCCAUCGGGGAGGCCAUAUGUAUCCCAGCGAUACAUUUUAUGGAAUUAUUGUGAUGUGCGAGAAUGUUGUUCGUGGCCGCAUAGACAAUACAAACAUCACAGCUACAUCACUACAGAUUGCCCCUUUUAAGGAAGCAAUAUUGGAAGAUCCAACCAUUUUGCUCCAAUGGGAAACAAUGACAAAGCAAUCAUCUUCAAGUGCAUCAAAGAUUUU
Owenia fusiformis is the source of this 678-nucleotide messenger RNA. The record is from the annotation of a GenBank genome assembly. NCBI's taxonomy places the organism in Eukaryota, Metazoa, Annelida, Polychaeta, Sabellida, Oweniidae.